CCUGUCUCUCUCUCUCUCUCUUCUCUCUCUCUCUGUGUGAGUGUGUGUGUGUCUCUCUCUCUUUCUUCCCCCCCUCUCCCCUCCCUCCCAAGCUCUCUAACAUUAAAGCGAAAAUGCUUCUUUCUGUGCCUCCUCGUGCAGGAAUUGCCACUUUUGGCUACAACAAGAGCAACAAGAAGCCUUAUGUCUCAGUGGCCCAGCAGAUGGCACCCCCAAGCCCCAGUGGCAGCUGCAACAACAACAGUAGCAGCAGCAGCAGCAGCGGGCCAGGUGGUGGCGGAGGUGGCGGGGACCAGCUGAGCAAAACAAAUUUGUAUAUCCGGGGCCUGCAUCCUGGUACCACCGAUCAGGAUCUUGUCAAACUCUGCCAACCAUACGGCAAAAUUGUCUCCACCAAGGCCAUUCUGGAUAAAACAACCAACAAAUGCAAAGGUUAUGGCUUUGUGGAUUUUGACAGUCCCACAGCAGCUCAGAAAGCCGUGACUGCACUCAAGGCCAGUGGGGUCCAAGCCCAGAUGGCCAAGCAACAGGAGCAGGAUCCUACCAACCUCUACCUGUCAAACUUGCCUUUGGGCAUGGAUGAGGCUGAAUUGGAGUCGAUGCUGAAGCCAUUUGGACAAGUCAUCUCUACACGUAUCCUGCGUGAUGCCAGCGGCACCAGCCGGGGAGUUGGCUUUGCCAGGAUGGAGUCUACAGAAAAGUGUGAAGCCAUCAUCACUCACUUCAAUGGCAAAUAUAUCAAGACGCCUCCGGGGGUCCCAGCUCCUCCAGAUCCAUUGCUUUGCAAAUUUGCUGAUGGUGGCCAGAAGAAGCGCCAGAAUCAGGGCAAAUAUGUGCAGAAUGGACGAGCCUGGCCAAGGGAAAGUGAUACGGGUGGGAUGACCUUGACUUAUGACCCUACAACAGCGUUACAAAACGGGUUCUAUACAACGCCCUACAGCCUGGCCCCGAACAGGAUGAUUGCCCAGACUGCGCUCUCCCCUUAUCUCCCAUCACCUGUUUCCUCUUACCAGGUCCACAGUCCAUCUUGGAUGCACCAUCAGUCAUACCUCAUGCAGCCCACGCAGGGGACGGUGCUCACACCUGCCAUGGACCACGCCAUUUCCAUCCAGCCCACUUCCAUGAUGGGGCCUCUAACCCAACAGCUGGGCCAUCUGUCCCUCAGCAGUGCUGGCACAUAUAUGCCAGCGGCAGCAGCUAUGCAAGGAGCCUAUAUUCCCCAGUAUACACCGGUGCCUUCCUCUAGUGUCGCGGUCGAGGAGAACAGUGGCCAGCAGAGCCACGUGACAGUGGAGUCUCCAUCGGAUCAUGCUGCCUACUCGUAUCAGUACAACAAGUAACAACAGUGCCACCGAGCAGCUCAGCUCUGAGCAAUCACUUCGAGGGAGACAACUUUCUUUUUGUUAAAUUUUGUGCUGCGUUUAGAAGACGUUGGAACCAUUUUUGUUUUUGUUUUUGUUUUUGUUUUUGUUUCUUUUCUUCUUUUUCUUUUUCUUUUUGGCAAAGAAAAAAGGUUGUUUUGUUUUUUAAAAAGGAAAUAACCGCAAUAGACUUUUGUCACCGAGGAACCAAAGGAGGUUAGAAUGGGGGUACAAAAAAUAUACCCCCAACCCUUAGAUGUACAGAUGGACUAAGGACUAUUUUAAUACGAGAACGUGUGUGUGCGUGUGUGUGCGUGUGUGUGCGUGUGUGUGCGUGCGCGUUUAUUUUCUUGAUAACAGCAAAGUCAAACGCUUUGGAUGCCCCAGAAUUCCCCAGAGAAGAAAAGAUUUUUUUCCCCUUCUUUUGGAAAGAUGGUUCGGUACCUCUGGGAGGAAGGUUUUUUUGCUCCUUUGAAUUCAUUUUGUUUUCUUUGGUCAUGUAAAAGAUUUUUUAAAGGACAAAUAUGCAAAAGUGUUUGAAUAUUUUUUUUUGUUGUUGUUUUAUAAGGAAAAAAUGCUCUGAAAAAGCCCCACCUCGCAGCUGUAGGAUAAAAAUCAGUGCAGAGUUCUUUUUUCUUCUUCCUUGGGGUGGGAGUGGGGAGGGAAUUUUGCUUUGAAAGGAUUAUUUUAUUAUUUCAAGAGGGUAUUUUUUUUCUAAAAAAGACAAAUUUACAAAAAAAUAAAAAAGAGGAAAUUUACAAAAAAAAUUCAGAAAAAAGGAAAUAAAAAAAAAUUGAACUUUGGCGGCAGCAAGAGGGGUUUGCUUAACGCUUGUCAAGCUGGAAUGAAAUGAUGCGGCUGGAGGCAUCUGAUGAACUUAAUCCUUUUUUUUUGGCAUAAAUUUUGCCUCAGCUGAGAGAGAGAGAAACAGUUUGCUCCAGACCUCAAUUUCUGCCCUCUGUCCAAUUGGACUGUUUUUUGCUGGAUGUUUUGGACUCUGAUUUGAGCUUCUGUGCAGACCUGUCUUUGCUUCCUUGGGGAGCUCCCCUUGCCUGCCCUGUCCUGCCCUGGACCAGGGGAACAAUAAAUGGACUACGGAAUCUGCCGCCAGUGAUGUGUCAUCACCUCUGGACUCUUGGACGUUGAAUGGACGGACACGUUGCCAGCAGCAGUGCUUCUCCCUGUCCCCAUCCCUAGGAUACACACACACACACGCACACACUCUUACACACACACACACACACACACACACAGUGCCUUCUGCUGCCUGCGGUCCGGACUGUGCUGCCGUAAGCCCCCCAGUUCCUGCAUGCCUGUCAAGCCCAGGUACACGGUGCGUCCAUUCUCUCGACCAAGUCAGCUGGGAGCAGGUGCUUAUCCUUCUGCCUGGCUGGCGGGGACUGUGGGAGGCCCGUCCUGAUUGCUGUAAACCGAGCAACCAAGGAGCAUUGAGCACCUUGCAGGGGGACGGCCAAGCUCCCCGCUCCCCCCCCACCAGAGAUCCUAGUUACUAUGCACGUUAUGCCUUCCCUCCCCCAGCCCUUGAUUGCUGGCACCCUGAUUUGCAAUAGGAGGAGACUAUGUGCAAUAAUCCAGCCUUUCCUACUGCGUGUUUCCCUGCAGAGCCUCCUGAAGGUACCAAGUGCUUUAGACACCUCUGCAUGUUUCCUUCCCCCUCCCCCAACCAGAUGGUGCUAAAAGUCAUCCUCUCUUCCACCAUAAAGUCACCCCAGCCCAGCUGGCAUGUAGCUGACCCUUUCAUCAGGUUGCCCAGUGUUGCUUCCCCCCCCCCCCAUGGGCUAUGACCACAAGAAACCUUGUCCCCUUUUCUCUCCUCCCCCUCCCCCAUGCUGGCCCCUUCCUUUGAAGAAAUAGCUCUUAUGCAGCUGACAAUCAGGAAGGAGCAAUGGCAGAGGCCAUACGGGUGUCACAUGAGUCUAGGAAAGCAGAAGUGUGUGCGCAUGGGUCCCUAUCUGUCUUUGUGUGUGUACCAUCCAUGUGGUGAGGGAGCGGAGACAGAACCGUGGUAGGAUGACAUUUGAGAAGGUGGCAUAAAUACAUCGGUGUAAUUGGACUUGUGCAUUUCUCAGGAUCCUUUUGUUGUCUUAACCAUUUUUAAAGCGUGGUCCUGACUGAGCAGGAGCAGUUUUACCUCCUGUUUGAGGUUUUGGGAGGUUUCAGUUAGCCCCAUCCUCACAACCCUUCAGCCAGGCUAGUUUGUAUCUCUUCCUACAUUGCUCGUGACCCACAGACGGGAGGUGCAACCGUUUCCCUGUUAACUAUUACUGAUACCCAGGAGAAAAAGGCAAGACAGGCAGAAGCCCAGGCAAAUUAGCAGAUCAAAACGCUGUGUUUAUUGUCCCUUCCUCCAGCCUGGCAAGACUGCCCUGGUAAGCAUAACAAUCCCCCGCCCCCUAGUGCUGAGAUAGACUGAAGUGCCUUUCUUGGGGCAUGCAAGCUUGCCUUCAUCUGCAUUUCAUUUUAUUUUCUAUGGGCCUCAUCUGUGGCCAGAGUUUUGCAAUGUCCGGUCUGAAAAGUGGGUUGGGGUGGAUAGUUGAAGAAACAAAUUAAAAAAUCCAGUAACUGAGAUUCUAGUUUCAACUGACCCUAGCUCUUUGGGAGGCAAAGGUAGAGGAAAAUACGGUUUCUGCAGGACUUGUAAAAGAACGGGGACUUCUCAGAUAGGUGAAGGCUUCAUAGCUGCCCCCCGCCCCCCGGCUCUUUAUUUGCCUGUGACGCUGGCGUGCCAAACUACACGAACUUCAUGGACAUUGAAGCACCUCACGUCUGCACUCGGAGCAAAUACUUAGAGCAAGCUAUAAAAGGAUUCAGGUUGGGCAAUUGGUUCUAAGUAUGCUCCAAGCAUGGGCUGCAGCCCCAGAGUACAUCAGGGUACACUUGGGCCUUGCCAAACCACUCUCCUGCCCCCCACCCCAUUUUCUGAGUAGCUUUUAGAAAGGAUAUAGCAGAUACUCCCAACCUUGAGUUUCCUCUUUAAUCCCCUAGGACCACUUCUCAUGCGCUCCAGAUGGGUUAGAGCAGUGUUUCUCCACCUUGGCAACUCUAAGAUGUGUGGACUUCAACUUCCAGAAUUCCCCAGCCAUUCCCCAUGCUGGCUGGGGAAUUCUGGGAGUUGAAGUCCACAAAACUUAGAGUUGCCAAGGUGGAGAAACACUGGGUUAGAGCACAGCUCCACAUCUGGAAGACACCAGGUUGAGGAAAGAUGUCCUGUGAAGUUUUCUUCCCUUCACAGGGAGGCCUCAGAGUGAGUAAGAGCUGUAGAAAAGCAUCCCCCCCCCCUUUUUGUUUUGAUGGGAUUCAUGCUGCCAAAUUUCCUGACAGAUUAGGGCUCAUAGCUCAUAGCUGCUUGUCCAAAUCCACCAGGCAAGAUCUUGCUAAAACAAUUAACAGUAAGCGGUUAGCCAAAUCCAUGUUUGUAAAAAGAUAAAAAGGAGGAUAUUGCCUACAGGGUCUCGUAAUCCUUAAAUUUGAUUCCUGCAAAUUGAUGAGUUUACAAUUAAGAUUCUCCUGGCUUUUGUUAAUAAACUUAAUUUUAAUCACCA
Messenger RNA from Candoia aspera, 4924 nucleotides. It is a transcript of the gene RBMS2, whose product is annotated as RNA binding motif single stranded interacting protein 2. Gene Ontology annotation, cellular component: chloroplast thylakoid membrane; nucleus; ribonucleoprotein complex. The transcript has 14 exons. Gene Ontology annotation, molecular function: mRNA binding. NCBI's taxonomy places the organism in Eukaryota, Metazoa, Chordata, Lepidosauria, Squamata, Candoiidae. Gene Ontology annotation, biological process: chloroplast rRNA processing. The record is from RefSeq and is a predicted model, not a curated record. Bases 114 to 1340 code for a protein of 408 amino acids.